AUUUAAGUUAACAUACACAGAGUUAUGGCAACAUUGAUUGUUUAUUGACAAGGUAAAUGACAGACGGCGGGGUCCUAGUUCGAUGGCAGAUUAAUUGCAAUAGUUUAUAAAAAAUAAAUGUCUUCUUAAUGUGAUUAGAUCUGCAUGUACAGAAAGUCGAUGUGAAAAUGUGGUGUUUAUAUAUUAUUUGAACUGUUUCCACACGGUAAUUCGUGUAUAUUGUAGUAUAAAAAUGUAUAUUCACUACACGUUAGGAGCCAUUUUUAUUGUAUUUAUUUUGUGCGUUCAUUGUGAUAAUACAGCUAAUAACAACGAAAUCUUGGAAAUAUAUGUUCCGUCCGCCCCACAAAACCUCACUGCAGACAACGUGACAUCCGAUGAGAUACAUUUAUUAUGGGCCCCGCCAGCCAAUUUCACAACAAUCAAACUACAAAAAAUAAGAAGCAUAGAUGGCGAAAAAGAAAUAAUAAAGCUCGAACCCGACAUCACAGUUAUUCCUAAUAAAGAAACCCAAGCAGACGAGCCUAUCAAUGACGUCAUAAGAGAUGAUAGUUUAAUAAUAGAUACAACAGUAAAACAAGAUGGAUUAAAAGACAUAGAUUAUUCCUAUAACUCGUAUAAAAAUGAUAAACAAAAGUAUAGCGACGAAUUCUCAGAUUCAUAUAUAUUGACCGAUGAUUCCUAUAGAACCAAAAGAGAUAUACGAUCUCGUAGACAUAGGAAAAGAAGACAGGAUAACGUGACCGAGAGUAAGAUUAGUUUAGAGAGAGACAUAGAUGGAAUGGAGACGCACCACGCCUUCGAACACCCAAUAAGAGUGGACAAAAAGUCUCUACCAGUUGUACCAAAGAAAGUAGCUCAGAUCGCUUAUGUGUUGUAUUAUGAAGAGGGUUAUCCAUUAAAGAAAGAAACGAGUAACUCAUGGAAGGCUUCAGAAGUUCCAACGUCUGAGGAAAUAAAGAAAAGAAAUGUGUUCCAAAGCGAUUGGGGAAUGCAAGAUAAUACGAACCCGACAAAGAAUUUAACUUUAUUAAACACAUCUGGCAUCCAACAAAUAAAAGUCGUUGGUUUUAGAUUGAGGAGCUUGAAACCAUUUACUCCGUAUAAGAUAUGGGUGCGUUCAUUCUACAACUUUCCUUUAGACGGAGUGAUGUCAUCUGAUCUAUUAGAGCGCCUUGGACCCCAAUCCGAGUCUCUAUAUGUAUUGACUGAUGUCAGACCGCCUUCUGCCCCUAUCAUACUCAAUUUGACUUGUGAUCAACCAAAUGGUAUCCUAUACCUCCAAUGGCGUCAACCACUCGAAUAUAACAAUUCUCUUGACCAGUAUGUCGUGACGCUGAGGAAAAUACCAGAGCAGCAGCCCCGGACUCGACUCACAUUGCCCACUGCUAAAGAUGACAUUGAAACAACCAUUAGUAUUAAAGUACAGUUAUGGAACGUAACGAGUUAUGAGGUUAAGAUAUAUGCUGUCACAUUGUCUGUGGUGCGGCCUCACACACUUAUAAAUGGUUCUGAAUCUGCGCCAAAGGAAGUAUCGAGUGAAUUGUGUGCCGCUCAUUCUGAAGCGAUGUCACCAGCCGAUGGGCCGCAGGUGAAACGGAGCGGUAACUCGCUGGUCGCUCUACUGGCGGCCGCCUUGCUGACCGUGCUAGCCGCCGUCAGCGCCGCGCUGGUCUACUGGAGAUGCAGAUCUCGAGUCAGCAAAUGUAUAAGUGCAGCAUACAACUACCUGGAGGAGGGAGGUGAGAGAGCCGCUAGAGCGCCUCUUAACACCUACAAAAAACCCGCGGUGAGCAGCACGCCGCCCGCGGCGCCGGCGGGCGGCGGCGGCGCGGCGCGGCCCCCGCGCAUGGCGGGCGCGGCGCACCCGCUCGUGCGCGCGCGCGACUUCCCCGCGCACGUGGCCGCGCUGCACGCCGACGGCGACAUCGGCUUCAGCAAAGAAUACGAAAUCGUAGUUGCGAAAUCAGCUGCGCUGGGACAUACGAGUCACCACAGCUAUAGACCAGAGAACAGACUGAAAAAUCGUUAUCUAAAUAUCACCGCAUACGACCACUCGCGCGUGUGCGUGUCGGCGGGCGGGCGCUGCGGCGCGGCGGGCUGCGUGGGCGCGGGGCGCGGCGCCGCCUGCGACUACGUGAACGCGAACUUCAUCGACGGCAUGCUGCCCGCGCUGGACCGGGGCGCGGCCGCGCGCAUCGAGCGCCGGCUGGAGCGGCGCGCGCGCCCGGCCCGGCAACCCUCAGUGAAAGUAACGAAACCGCCACCCAAUCUAGCAGAAGGAAUCGAAUCUGCUUUCCUUAAUAUCGAGUUCUCUGGUAUCGUGGAGUCGGAGGAUCAAGCAGAGGACUCUGAUAGUGAACGAAGUGACGACGAAUCGGAACUCGACGACGUAUAUGUCAAUAUAAAUGGUGUGCCUCGGCAAAUCAAAUUGGAAUGGGCGGUAUGGCGUCGCAGAUACAUCGCUACGCAAGGUCCCACUCCGGCAACUUUGGAUGCUUUCUGGCGGAUGAUCUGGCAACACCGUGUGCACACGCUAGUUAUGAUCACAAACCUCGUUGAGAGGGGGCGGCGAAAAUGCGAUAUGUACUGGCCCGCGGGUGGGCGAGGCAGUUCAGCAGAGUUUGGCGGAAUUCACGUCACACUUCUGUAUGAGGACGUGCGAGCUGCAUACACCGUGCGGCAUCUACGAGUACGCAGUACUAUACAAUCGUCGGGUAGUGAGUCGAGUUCGUGUAGCGGCGACGGGCGCCACAUAGUGCAGUACCACUACACCGUGUGGCCCGACCACGGCACACCGCGCCACCCGCUCGCCGUGUUGCCCUUCGUACGCGCCGCUGCAGACCCUGGGACCGUGCUCGUGCAUUGCAGUGCCGGCGUGGGUCGAACAGGAACGUACAUAGUAAUAGACGCACAAUUAAACCAAUUAAAGCUGACAGGCACGCUAUCUCCACUCGGGUUUUUAUGCAGAGCGCGCACACAGAGAAACUACCUCGUACAGACAGAGGAACAAUACGUGUUCGUACACGACGCUUUACUUGAAUAUGUACGAUCUGGCAACACUGAAGUCGAAUUUGCGAAAGCUAGAGAAUAUCUCGUGAAACUUCUAGAACCUAUUUCGGAAGAGGAACUAGCCGUUAUGGACCAAAACCCUCCGAAACAAAAGAGCUUAAACGACAUAAGGAAUGGUCUGGAUAAUGACGCUACAAGUAUAAGAUCGAAUGACUGCAGCGAAAAUCAAAUAGUUGAAAAUGGAAGUCAGAUCUCAAUAAAAACGGAUGAAUUAAACAGUGAGAGUAAAUCAUCCAGUAUGGAUAAUCAAGAGAAGGAUGGUUUAGUUAAUGGGGAGGAAAUGGAAGGGGUGUACGAUUUGGCGCCUCGCGCGACUGACACGUACAAUAAGAAAAUGCAAGCGUACAAUAGUAUGAAUGAACAGGAAAAAGAGGAAAUGCGGAGGGUCAAUAGGGCAGAAAAUUAUGCUUUGCUGGAACGGAUGCGUUCAUUAUCGAAUAGGCAUCAAGUGUAUCAAGGUCCACCUCCUGUUAAUUUGUUAGAAAAACAAUUUCAGUUAAUAACUAGGUCGUGCGUGGAAUCAAGUGUGUGCGCACGCGCAGCUCAUAACGCAGAUAAGAAUCGUCCCGGCGGUAUAUUGCCGUCGGAUUCGGCUAGGGUUAUGCUUGUACCUAAACCAGGUGUUGAAGGCAGCGAAUAUGUGAAUGCGAGCUGGGUUUGCGGUAGACGGCGUAUACGUGAAUAUGCAGUGGCGCAGCACCCGGGGCGCGCGCCCGAGCUGUGGCGCCUGCUGUGGGACCACACGGCGCAGCUCGUGCUGCUGCUGGCGCGCGCGCCGCCCGACCCCGAAUGCGACGUGUUUUGGCCUACGGAAGACGAAAAGGAAUUGUUUGUGGCAAAUUUUAGGGCGAGCUUCGUUUCAAAAGAUACAUACGUGGCAUAUAGAAGAUCGGAAAGAGAAGUUCAAAAUCAAGUUCCACCGACGCCGGAAACGAAUGGAUACAGGAGGCAGGACGGUAGCGAGUGUGCAGAUGAUGAAUGCCUUAUACCUGAAAAUAGUUCGCCAGUAAACGAAACAGAACCAGCGUACCGGUUUGAUAGAACAGAAUUAAGAUUAGAACGACUUAGCGGAAGCAGAGAUCUUUCAGCCCGAAAGUCAAUAGCGAAUGGCGAUUUAUUUUCAUCGUUAUCUGAAAAGAAGAAUGGACCAAAAUCUCCUAGAAGCCCAUCAAAAAUGUCAUUGAAAAACUUUAAGCUCGGCUCACCCACGAAAUUCAAGUUUCCUGAUUGGGGGUCGAGGACCGCUGGUUCACCUCCUGACACGGCACCACCCCCUCCCCCAAUAGCCCCCUCUUUAACCGUCGAAGAAGAAGCCGAAUUGAGAAGGCCAGUGUAUACAUUCGAAAAAGUGAAAAGUGUUCCCAACGUCACCUCUGAUAGAAUUAUAGAAGUUACCAAUGUCAGUGUUCAUUCUUUACAGGACGACUAUCAAUUAAGUGUUAAGUUUAUUAAGUGCAGUGGUUGGUUGCAAGGUGACACUACUGAGUACAGUGCGGGUAGGCCCGAUGACAAUGAGUUUGUGAGGGCAGUGCGGCAGGCCAGCAGUGAGAGUCAGAGGGAAGAGGCGUUGGAUCGGCUCAUAGCGCCCUACCGGGACUCGUUUGCGUUGAUGGAGUUUGUGGCGGGCUGCCAGAUGGAGUACAAGAAUGGUCCUGUUGUGGUUAUAGAUAAGUACGGCGGCUGGCGCGCGCUCACGUUCUGCUCGCUGAGCGCGGCGUGCGGCGGCGUGCGCAACCCGCGCGUGGCGGAGCCGGGCGCCGACUGCGCGCCG
Messenger RNA from Melitaea cinxia (Glanville fritillary), 4843 nucleotides. RefSeq lists its product as uncharacterized. The annotation marks the transcript as partial. The record is from RefSeq and is a predicted model, not a curated record. Gene Ontology annotation, biological process: protein dephosphorylation. The transcript has 20 exons. Gene Ontology annotation, molecular function: protein binding; protein tyrosine phosphatase activity. Lineage: Eukaryota; Metazoa; Arthropoda; Insecta; Lepidoptera; Nymphalidae.